This is a messenger RNA of Pestalotiopsis fici W106-1, 1287 nucleotides long. RefSeq lists its product as uncharacterized. The transcript has 2 exons. NCBI's taxonomy places the organism in Eukaryota, Fungi, Ascomycota, Sordariomycetes, Amphisphaeriales, Sporocadaceae. Bases 1 to 1287 code for a protein of 428 amino acids. The record is from RefSeq and is a predicted model, not a curated record.
AUGCUCUUUCAAAGUCUCGCAUACUCUGCUCUUGCAGCAGUCCUGUCCGCAACGGCUCAGGCGACCAGCGUCACCCUCGACAGACGUCAGGGCGCCAACACUCCCCGAACCAAUGCCUCCAUUCCCGUCAAGUCUCUCGGAACGCUGAGCCUCAGCAAUGUCGGCUUCGCCGAGGUCAUUGCCCAGGGCGGGAAGAAUGCCCUAUUCGUGUCCUCGUUUGCCCUCCUCGGCGACUCGGUCCACCGCAUCAAUGACAUUUCCACCGUCAGCAGCGUCGGCCUCGGACAGCUGACGCCCACCAAGAUUGCCGGCAGCAUCACCUGGCCCAACGACAUCACCAUUGCCCCCGCCGAGGUCUUUGGCACCGAGGGCGUGCUGGUCGGCGGCGGCUUCCUCGUCCCGACAAAGACCAACGGUGGCAUUUACUACUCUGCCAACAGCGGCAGCCGGUCGACCAGCUGGGUCCAGCUCAUUGAGCAGUCGGGCUGGUGGUACCACCGCGUGCUCUUUGCCGACAUGGACGGCGAUGGCGUGCUCGACAUGGUCUCCUGCCGUGCGGACCAGCCCCUGCUGGGCGCGACCAAGACCAUGUUGGUCAUCCUCAAGCCCAAGGACGCGUCCAAGCCAACAGGCGAGUGGGUCGAGACAGAGAUUGGCGCCGGCUGCGACGCCCUCUUCACCGUCGCGGAUCUAGACGGCGACGGCUUCCCCGAAGUCAUUGCCCCGUCCUACUUUACCGAAAAGCUCAACAUCUUCCACUCCAAGACGGGAUUCGCCGACCCCGACGACGUGCAGACCGUCACCAUUGACAGCACCAUUGGCGCGGCCUUUGACGCCCAGUACGUCGACAUCAACGGCGACGGCGUCAAGGAUCUGCUCGUGUCCAACCACCAGGGCGACGGCACCGGCGGCGUCUACGCCUACGAGAUCCCCGCCGACGUGACCCAGGCCAAGGGCUACACGCGCCACACGCUGGCGUCCGGGUUCCCCGUCACCCAGCGCGGCCUGCAGCAGGCGGCGCCCGGCUCGCCUCGCGCCUUUUUCCCCACGCCCGAGAGCGAGGAGGCCGGGAUCCCGUACAUUGUGCUGGCGGGCGACGCCGCGCAGAGGGCCUAUGUGCUCAUUCCCGGAACGACCGAGUGGACCUACAAGACCACCUACCUGCACGACUGUGGAUGCACCGUCGGUCAAGUCAGCGCCGCGGAUGUCGACGGUGAUGGGUACAGCGAGAUCAUCAUUCCAUGCUACGACGACGGUGUGUUGGCUGCCUACACAUUUGCCACAUAA